Molecule: messenger RNA, 4288 nt
Organism: Arvicanthis niloticus (Nile rat)
Lineage: Eukaryota; Metazoa; Chordata; Mammalia; Rodentia; Muridae
Gene: Fam13a
Product: family with sequence similarity 13 member A
Source: RefSeq, a predicted model, not a curated record
GCAGUGUAAAUGUGGAGGCAGCCGAUAAAUAUCCUUGUCUGCAGCUGGAAGUGGAGAGACAGUGUCAGCUGCAGCAGGUUGUGUGAUCCGCCGGUCCUGCACACAGGGCUUGACUGGAAGACACUCGGGGAUCCCGUGCAGAUUCGCACACGAGGAUGGCUUGUGAAAUCAUGCCGCUGCGAAGCUCACAAGAAGAUGAAAGACCUUUAUCGCCUUUCUAUCUGAGUGCUCACGUAUCCCAAGUCAGCAAUGUUUCAACAACUGGAGAACUCUUAGAAAGAACCAUCAGGUCAGCAGUAGAAGAGCAUCUUUUUGAUGUCAACAGCUCUGGAGACCAACAUUCAGAGGACUCAGAACCUGGACCAUCAUCAGCAUCUUCUACACCUACCAGGCAGCGAGGACAUCAGUUUAAGAAGCAGGAUGAUGUUUGGCAUGGUCGAGACAAGGAGCUUAUCAAUAAGGAAAAUAUUCCCUGUGGCUUCAGCAGCUGUGAUGAGUGUAUUUUGAGCAGCCAGGAAGCAGAAAGAUUCCAGGAUGAUAUUUGUGAAUACGUUGGGGAAAGAAGCAAACCCAAGCGUCAGAAAUCCAGUUCCAGGCUUGCAGAGCUCAGUGAAAACCACGAUGGGCUCCUGAACAUGGAAAGUCUCAGUUCCAUGCAAUCUCAAGAAACACCUGAACCUGAAGCUGUUGAACUGGUAUCUUCUGAGAGCAAAGAAAACGAAAGAGGUGGUAGAGACACUCAGCAUUAUGAGAACCCCACAAUGAAGAUUCAGGAGCAUCCCAGUAUAACUGACCCCAAACAACAGAAAAAUCAAGACACUGAGGAUCAGCAGGAGAGCUUCGUCCCAGACGUGUCCCAGUUGGACCUGACAGCGUUGUGCGAUGAGAAGACCUGGGAAGAGCCCAUUCCUUCCUGGCAGCAAGAGAAUGCAGACUCUGAUGAAGCCCGCCUCUCCCCACAGGCUGGGCGCCUGAUUCACCAGUUUCUAGAUGAAGACAGCGACCCCAUGUUGUCUCCCAGGUUCUAUGCCUAUGGGCAGAGCAGGCAGUACCUGGAUGACACAGAAGUGCCUCCUUCUCCCCCCAAUUCCCAUUCUUUCAUGAGGCGGCGGAGCUCCUCCCUGGGGUCCUACGAUGAUGAGCAAGAGGACCUGACACCCGUGCAGCUCACCAGAAGGAUCCAGACCCUUAAAAAGAAGAUCCGGAAGUUUGAGGACAGGUUUGAAGAAGAGAGGAAGUACAGACCCUCCCACAGUGACAAGGCAUCCAAUCCAGAGGUUCUGAAAUGGACAAAUGACUUGGCCAAAUUCCGGAAACAGCUUAAAGAAUCAAAACUGAAGAUCUCUGAAGAGGACCUCACCCCCAGGACACGGCAACGAAGCAAUACACUCCCUAAGAGUUUUGGUUCCCAGCUAGAAAAAGAAGAUGAGAAGAAGCAAGAACUGGUGGAUAAAGCCCUCAGGCCCAGCGUUGAAGCUACACUGGAAGGAAUCCUAAGGAAGCUCCAAGAGAAGAGAGUGGAGUCCAGCCGUCCUGAGGACAUCAAGGAUAUGACCAAGGACCAGAUUGCUAAUGAGAAAGUGGCUCUGCAGAAAGCCCUGCUGUACUACGAAAGUAUCCAUGGGCGGCCGGUGACAAAGACAGAGCGUCAGAUUAUGAAGCCACUAUAUGAUCGGUACCGACUAGUCAAACAGAUCCUGUCCCGGGCUAGCACUGUCCCCAUCAUUGGUUCCCCCUCCAGCAAACGGAGAAGCCCUUCACUGCAGCCGAUUAUCGAGGGCGAAACUGCUUCAUUCUUCAAGGAGAUAAAGGAACAAGAGGAGGGGUCAGAAGAUGACAGCUCCACAAAGCCAGAUUUUGCUGUCACUCUGAAAAUGGACUGCAGUACACAUUGCUUUCUGUACCAACUUGAAGAUGAUGCUGAUGGAUUUAUUUCACCAAUGGAUGACAAAAUGCCAUCAAAAUGCAGCCAGGACUCAGGCCUUUCAAACCUCCACUCUGCUUCAAUACCUGAACUCUUGGAAUACCUUCAGGAAAUGAGAGAAGAAAAGAAAAUGAUUCGAAAGAAACUUCAUGAUUUUGAAGACAAUUUUUUCAGACAAAAUGGGAGAAAUGUCCAGAAGGAAGACCGCACACCAAUGGCUGAAGAAUACAAUGAAUACAAGCUCAUCAAGGCAAAGCUACGUCUUCUGGAGGUGCUCAUCAGCAAGAGAGACACUGACUCCAAAUCCAUGUGAAGGCUGCUGCUGUGCAUGACAAUCCUCCCAGGAAAGAACAGCGCCAGCAGGCAGCCUUGGAGCUGUACUUACAAAGCAGGCAAUCCCCUGCCUCUGACCCAUCAGGUUGUUUCCUGCUCCCAUUGCCUGCCUUAGAAACUGCCUGCAUGGAAGAUGACAGUGUGACCUGACUAAGGAUUUUUUAGUGGGAGAGUCAAGACUCCUACACAUGUCAACACACACUGCAGUAGGACCUUCACUGACAUGAGCAGUGAUUAGACACACCAUCAGACUCGGCAGAUAACCUGCUCUUCUUCCCUGACAACUGAGAAACAUGAGGCCAUUCUAAAACUGUGACAGACACACAAGCUCAGGACUUCCCUUGCAGAGCCUGCUUGUUGUGGGGGUCCAUACUUGCCCUGGACCCCACCACAAGGUUGACCAUGCGAUGGCACAUUAUUUGCUGCCUUGGCCAUUUCCCGAGCUGUACUUACUCACCCCUGCAAAUCCAUUUCCCGUUAGCUCUCAGGUAGAUGGAGGCUGCAUCCACCCAGUGGCAGGGCAGUCAUUUCAUUGAUUCAAUCUCUCAGCUGACAAACUUUAAGUCCCUGCCUCAUACCUAUGUACGCUGAGGACAGAGUGACUACAGUAGCUAUGCAGAUGCUAUUUUAAAAUCAGGUGACGGCAGAAGAGCCUGAAAACUCUUCGAGACACUGACUGCACUUUCCAGUCUCAGACAUUGAUGCCGAACACAAGUUGAGGCCGGUGUUCCUACGAUAACCUGUUUGGGGCUCAAUUUUGUUGUUGCACUAGCCAAACAAAGAAGUCUUGCUUCAUUAUAAGACUAGGUAUAGAAUAUUAUGGGAGAGAGGGAGUCUGUAUCAGUCUCCCAAACUUACCAGAGCAUAAUUUUUCUACGAAAGAAAAUCUGCACUAAAAUCCCUAAAUGGAUGGGUAAGAACUCAGCUCAUUUUCAAGGCAGAAUCUAGAUCACACCGUUUUCAAGAUGAUACAUAAACAAAAUGGUAUGUGGCCAAUUUUGAUGCUGUGGUUUUUUUUGUUUUGUUUUGGUUUGGUUUUUUUGUUUUUUGUUUUUUUUUUUUUUUGAAAGACUAUGUCACAGAGCUGUCUAUAUUAGACAUUUUGGAGGGACCAGGGAACGUAAGACCCCCCCCCCCGCCCCCAUCAUUCAUCUCUUCUGUGUGCCUGCUGUCACUCCUAUGAUGUGUUCUUUCUUCUCAUCUACCGUGUCUGCCUGAAGAAUGCAGGCAGGCUUGCUUUUGCAGCGGUGUAACAGUCAGUCAGACUGUACUGUAGGUUGGGUGGACAGCAGGGAGGCCCUGUUUUGUUUGGUGAAUCACCUUCAAUAGGGUACAGUGUUAGUGAGGACAAUGGAAAGCUGUAUCACCAUUUGCAAUGAUAAAACAGCUUUGGGGGCUCCUGUUUUCCUUAUUGUGGCUCUGUCACCGGGAGGCUCUUUCAGUAAUGGGUGGGGUGGAGUGAGUGGAGGAUUUUUUUCAAUUUUGCUUUUACAAAUAAUCCCCUAGAAGCAUGAGCUACGUGUUGGAAAUACUGUUUUUUCUCCACACACUUAAAGACGAUACAUAGUCCUACAAAUUUCAAUGUACAUAAAAAUGUAGUUUGAUAUUCUCUGCUCUGCUGUUUACAUUUCUAUGAUUUCAAGGAGUGAUACUAUGAAUACAGUUCUGCAAUGUAGGAUGUUUUCUGUCUUUGAAGCCUGAACGUGAAUCAUUCACAUGACCAAAAAAAAUGUAUUUUUAAAAAGAAAUCCAUAUCUAGUCUGUAAUUUUUAAAUACUUAAUCUCCUAAGAAAACUGGAAGAACUCAAAUCAGCACCAGUUAACUUUUAAAGCACAUCUGCUUAAGAGUAUUGUUUUGAAAAUAAUACACUAGAGAUUUCUUUUUUAAAGCUGCAUACAAAUGAGAAGCUAUUAGAUGUUUUGAAAUUCAUCAUUUGCACCAAAGGUAAAUGAACAAAGAUUUAUUCACGACUCCCCAUUCAGUUUUAUGUGAUCAAUAAAGUACCAAGUUAUUGGAAAAUAAAUCAUGUA